This is a messenger RNA of Schistocerca americana (American grasshopper), 1086 nucleotides long. RefSeq names its product CUGBP Elav-like family member 4. Gene Ontology annotation, molecular function: mRNA binding. The transcript has 11 exons. Gene Ontology annotation, cellular component: ribonucleoprotein complex; cytoplasm; nucleus. Gene Ontology annotation, biological process: mRNA splice site recognition; regulation of alternative mRNA splicing, via spliceosome. Bases 1 to 1086 code for a protein of 361 amino acids. The record is from RefSeq and is a predicted model, not a curated record. NCBI's taxonomy places the organism in Eukaryota, Metazoa, Arthropoda, Insecta, Orthoptera, Acrididae.
AUGGAAAUUUCUUGUAUUCUGGCAGCUAACGCUCGUUGUCUCGUUCUCUUCUGUUUUACAGGCUGCGCUUUCGUGAAAUUCAGUUCACAUCAAGAGGCGCAGACAGCGAUAAGUACGCUCCACGGCAGUCAAACUAUGCCGGGAGCGUCCUCGAGCCUGGUGGUAAAGUUCGCAGACACCGAGAAGGAGCGCCAGCUGCGACGCAUGCAGCAGAUGGCCGGAAACAUGUCUUUGCUCAACCCCUUCGUCUUCAACCAGUUCGGAGCCUACGGCGCCUACGCGCAGGUACUGUAUGUGAUGCAGCAGCAGGCGGCGCUGAUGGCGGCGGCGACGGCGCAGGGUUCCUACAUCAGCCCCAUGGCGGCGCUGGCGGCGCAGAUCCCCCACCACCCCAGCCUCAACGGCAUCGCCAAUCCCGUCGUCCCGCCAACGUCGGAUAUUGGCGUAGGUGCGGGUCCAGCCGUGAACGGAGCGCUGCCCAGCCUGCCGUCGCCCACGAUGCCCAACUUCAGCAUGGCGCAAACGCCCAACGGGCAGCACGCCGCCUCCGACGCCGCUGCCGUCUACACCAACGGCAUCCCGCAAACCUACCCCGCGCAUGCUCUCAAUAUAAAGCUCCCAGCACAGGGCCUGGUGAACGGUGAGGCGGCAGCCCUGCAGCAUGCGGCAGCGGCCGCAGCCGGAUACCCGGGUAUGCAGCCCUACCCCGGUGUCGCCUACCCUGCUGCCGCUGUGUACGGACAGUUCGCCCAGGCUAUCCCCCCUCCGAUGCACAACGUGCCCCCUGCACACAGGGAAGGCUGUUCCAUUUCCGGCCCAGAAGGCUGCAAUCUUUUCAUCUACCACUUACCUCAAGAGUUCGGCGAUGCCGAGCUGAUGCAAAUGUUCCUGCCAUUUGGAAAUGUCAUCAGCUCCAAAGUGUUCAUUGACCGAGCCACUAACCAGAGCAAAUGUUUUGGUUUCGUGUCCUUUGACAACCCCGCCAGUGCGCAGGCAGCCAUCCAAGCAAUGAAUGGUUUCCAGAUAGGCAUGAAGAGGCUGAAAGUUCAACUAAAGAGGCCGAAGGAUGCAAAUCGCCCGUACUAA